Anolis carolinensis (green anole) is the source of this 2095-nucleotide messenger RNA. It is a transcript of the gene pou1f1, whose product is annotated as POU class 1 homeobox 1. The transcript has 7 exons. Gene Ontology annotation, molecular function: RNA polymerase II cis-regulatory region sequence-specific DNA binding; DNA-binding transcription factor activity, RNA polymerase II-specific. Bases 455 to 1327 code for a protein of 290 amino acids. Lineage: Eukaryota; Metazoa; Chordata; Lepidosauria; Squamata; Anolidae. Gene Ontology annotation, biological process: regulation of transcription by RNA polymerase II. The record is from RefSeq and is a predicted model, not a curated record.
AAAAGGCCAUCUCUGACCAAUAAGGAAAUACACAAGCACAGGCAGUACUCUCCUGAGAUUAUUUCCCCAUGACCUGAGAACCAAAGAAGAGGGCCUAAGAACCAAUCCUAGAGGUCUGGGAAUGUUAACCAAUUGUAUUUCUGACACUUGCAGGACAAGGAGUCCCCUCCGGGGUUGAGAGAGGCAGAGUAUAAAUGUCAUAAAUAAAUAAAUAAACAAACAAAUAAACAAGGAGCAAGGCCUUUCUGAAUAGGUUGGUAGAUGAGUAUGCACAAGUGUCCCUUUGUCUAAGCAAGCAAGAGUGCUCCAUCCCACAAUCAUCUUGCCAUGGUGCAAUGGAGUACUCUGGCACCUUGUGCAUUAGACCAUAAGCCAUUGUGGCUUAUCAGACAAACCCUGAUACAAAACUAUUAGACGUGGAUAGAAAUAGGAGCCAGGGUUGCUCUAUGGGUGAAUGCGGGGUCUGCAUUAUUCUGUCCCUUCCUGCCAUUAUGGAAACCAACAGGCUGCAUAUGGGGUGAUGGCAGGUAUCAAGCCAGCAGCUCCAGAUAUGCUGGCAGCAAGUCUCUCUCAAAGCCGUAUCUUGCAGACCUGCAGUAUGACCCAUCCCAAUGUUGUGAAUGGAGUUGGCACUUUACAAGGCAACCUCACUCCAUGUCUUUAUAAAUUUCCUGACCAUGCACUAAGUGCAAGUUCAUGUGCUCUAGGCCACAGCUUCGCUCCCAUGCACCCAUCCAUCCUUGGAGAGGAUCCAACCUCCACUGAUUUUAAGCAAGAAUUCCGCAAGAAGAACAAGGUCAUUGAAGAACCGAUAGACAUGGACUCUCCAGAAAUCAGGGAACUUGAAAAGUUUGCCAAUGAUUUCAAACUGAGAAGAAUUAAACUGGGUUAUACACAGACGAAUGUGGGAGAAGCUCUGGCUGCUGUACAUGGUUCUGAAUUCAGUCAGACAACUAUUUGCCGAUUCGAAAACUUGCAGCUCAGUUUCAAGAAUGCAUGCAAACUCAAAUCAAUUCUAACAAAAUGGCUGGAGGAAGCAGAACAAGUGGGAGCUUUAUACAGUGAAAAGGUUGGAGUAAAUGAACGGAAGAGAAAGCGAAGGACAACUAUUAGCAUUGCUGCUAAAGAAGCCCUAGAGAGCCAUUUUACAGAACAAAGCAAGCCUUCAUCCCAGGAGAUCAUGAGGAUGGCAGAGGGGCUAAAUUUGGAGAAGGAAGUGGUGAGAGUUUGGUUUUGCAAUCGAAGACAAAGAGAAAAGAGAGUAAAGACAAGUUUACAUCAAACCACCUUUAAUGCCAUUAUUAAGGAUCAUCAAGAGUGCCAGUAGAAAUUCCUUUCAAAGUGAGUUUAAAAGCCAGAUUUUAAAAGAGCUUGAAACUCAGAGCAUGUAGUAAUUAUCACUUUUAGAAGUUCCCCAGGUUCCAUCAUAAAAAUAUCUUUUGUUUUAAAUAUGGCAUGUUUCCUUAGGAGAUAUAGUACCUUCAUAUGGCAGCUCUUAGCACAAUUACUUUAGAGCACUUAGCUACCCUGUUUCCCCGAAAAUAAGACAGUGUCUUAUAUUAAUUUUUGCUCCCAAAGAGGUGCUAGGUCUUAUUUUCAGGGGAUGUCUUAUUUUCCCACAAAGAAGAAUUCACAUUUAUGGUUGAAUUUUUAAAAAUGAAAAUUUAUUAUCUACUGUACAGUAGUUGUCAUCACAAAACAGCAUAAUCAAACUGUGAAUCCUUUCAAGAAUUUCUAUAUUAUAUUUUAUUGCUAUACUGUUUUAAAAUUACUGUUUUAAAUUUCUGUUUGUAUGUAAAUUUAUGUUGUUGGGCUUAUCCCUGUGUAAGCUGCCCUGAGUCCCUUCUGGGAGAUGGAGGUGGGAUACAAGAAUAAAGUUAUUAUUAUUAUAUUAUUAUUAUUUCUUGUUACUACCUUUAUUUCCAUGUACAACAAUCUAUGGUAUGUACAUUUACCGAUCCUGCAUGCUUCUAAACAAAAACUUUACUAGGUCUUACUUUCGAGGGAGGCCUUAUAUUUAGCAAUUCAGCAAAACCUCUACUAGGUCUUAUUUUCUGGGGAUGUCUUAUUUUCAGGGAAACAGGGUAUUACCAGA